Cladophialophora psammophila CBS 110553 is the source of this 1560-nucleotide messenger RNA. RefSeq lists its product as uncharacterized. NCBI's taxonomy places the organism in Eukaryota, Fungi, Ascomycota, Eurotiomycetes, Chaetothyriales, Herpotrichiellaceae. Gene Ontology annotation, molecular function: heme binding; iron ion binding; oxidoreductase activity, acting on paired donors, with incorporation or reduction of molecular oxygen. The record is from RefSeq and is a predicted model, not a curated record. The coding region runs from base 1 to 1560 and encodes 519 amino acids. The transcript is spliced from 12 exons.
AUGCGCCCAAAGGGAUAUCCUCCUGGACCACGAACGAUACCAGUGCUGGGGAAUCUACUUCAAAUGCCGCUCAAGAAUUUCCACCUCGAAUUUCAAAAAUGGGCAUUCGAAUAUGGUCCUAUCAUGUCUUUGAAACUUGGCUGCCAGGACAUGAUCUUGAUCAACGAUCCUGCCGUCGUCAAGGAGCUAAUCGAGAAGAGAAGCAACAUCUACUCUGCUCGCCCAGACCUGUAUAUUCGAGAAUUUGGUAAUAAUCUGAACAUUGCUCUGCGCGACAACGAUGAAGUCUGGCGUCGUCAGCGAAAAAUGUACCACGUACGUCUGAAUGUGCAGACAGCGAACACGUAUCUUCCAUACCAGCUUUUUGACAGCAUUCAGCUGCUAAACGAUCUUUUGGACGAUCCUGGAAAUUGGGUUGGCCAUUUUCAGCGAUACUCUGCCAGCAUUGCGUCGACACUGCUUUACGGUUGGCGAACUCCAAACACUGGCACUGGCUAUGUGAAGGACUUGAUCGAGGUGCGUGUUCAGUGGAUGGACAUCACGUCAGUGGCAGUGAAUCUGCAGCCAGUUGAUUUCUACCCCAUCCUUCGCCCAUGGUACCGGAUCAUGCCAUAUUGGAUGAGUGGCUACAAGCGAGUUCUGAGAGAUAUACAAAAGCUUGAGGACCGACUUUUCUUCGGCCUUCUGAGAAACGCGAAGGACAAGAUCGAUCAAGGAAAGAAAUAUCCAAGUUUUAUUCGAGACAUGUUGACCGACAAGGACGACGACCGACUUGAGGAACGACAAAUUGCACACAACGCAGGGCACGGAUUUGGAGCAGCAACGGAUACUCAAUGGAACACAAUGCUUGGCUUCCAAUUUCAGGCCAUGCUGUUGUUUCCAGAAGUCCAAGCCGAGGCACAGCGAGAACUCGAUCGAGUGGUCGGGUGCUCGCGCAUGCCCACAUGGGAUGACCGGCCGAACCUGGCGUACAUUCGCGGCAUCGUGGAGGAAACUCUAAGAUGGGCUCCCAGCACCCUGAGUGGCGCCGUCCCUCACUCAGUUCUGCGUGACGAUGUCUAUAAAGGGAUGCUGAUUCCCAAAGGAGCAACUGUAUUGAUGAAUGUCUGGAGUCUCAAUCACAACACCUUCAAAAACUCACGAGACUUCGAUCCCACACGACACGACCCCGAAUCGACUUUGAUCGAAAGCAAUGCGAUCAGUGCCGAUUCCACCAAACGUCCUCAUUUCACGUUUGGCGGCGGCAGACGGGUGUGUCCCGGCUUUCAUGUGGCCGAAAGAGGACUUUUCCUGGCUUUAUCGCGGACCCUAUGGGGGUUCAACAUGACCCGUGUCCGUGAUGCGAAUGGACAACUCAAGCCGAUCAAUCGGGACGCGGUCACUCCUGGUUUCAUUGUUCGGCCAGAGUCUUUUGAAUGCAACUUCACACCCCGAGACCAGCAACGAGUCGAGGUGAUUCGGAGGUGCUGGGAGGAAGCCAAGUCAACUUUAGAUGCGGACGGAAAUUUCAACGAAGAGUUUUUCGUCUCCGCGUUCUCCAAAAAAGAGCGUGAAGAUUGA